GUUUAUUCGUUUUUCUUACGUGAGAUACUCGGCGUGUAAUGUAAUCUAAUCCCACGUUGAUAAACAGGUUUAUUUUUUGGGAUUUAACCUCAGAAGUGUGUAAAGAUUCACAAGAGCAACAAAAUGAACUGUGGCCUGCUGACAAACAAGAAUGAACCAGUUCCACUAAAGAACAUCGAGGUGGAUCUGCAGGUUCAGGGGCAUGUAGCGACAGUGACCUCCACCCUGAAGUAUAUAAACGAGGAAGAUAACACCCUGGAAGCAGUGUUUGUCUUCCCCAUGCCUUCAGGAGCUGCUCUCUGCCAUUUCAGUGCCAAGAUUGCAGAUCAGGAGAUAGUGGCUGAGGUGCAGGAGAAACAGGAGGCGCGGGAGCAGUACGAUGAUGCACUGAGUUCAGGUGAACAGGCAUUUCUGUUGGAGGAGAGUGAGGAGUCUGCGGACGUGUUCAGGCUCAGUGUGGGCUCUCUGCCUCCACACCAGAGUGCCGCUGUCACCUUCAUCUAUAUCAUUGAACUGAGUGUGCAGGCUGACCAUUCACUGCAGUUCUGUCUGCCUGCAGUACUCAACCCUCGCUACACACCAGCUGGUACAGGGGGUGGUAUAGUCUCAGAGAUAACAUCAAGUUCCACUGGUAUCCCCUACUCCCUCUCUUUUACUGCACACAUAAACUCUCCAAACCCCAUCACUAAAGUGGAGUCCAAAUGUCCUCUAGAGCCUCUGAUGUUCGUCAACACAGACCACACCAAGGCAAAGGUAAGUCUUGGUGCAGGUCACAUGUUUGAUCGAGAUGUCGAGCUGUAUCUAUAUUAUCAGAAUCCCCAUCAGCUCACUGCUAUAGUGGAGGCUGGAGCUCCUGCAGCAGAGUCAGGAUCUCUCAUGGGAGAUCCAGUGGUCAUGGUCAGUUUCUAUCCAGAGUUCCCUGAGUCAGUGAUGUCCUCCAUGUCGACGUGUGGUGAGUUUGUGUUUGUUAUGGACAGAUCUGGCAGUAUGUCCUGUAAUAUGCAUAAUGGACCAGGUGCACAGGGACGCAUCGACUGUGCCAGGGACACUCUUCUCCUGCUACUGAAGAGUCUCCCCAUGGACUGUUACUUCAACAUCUAUGGCUUUGGCUCUCACUAUAGUUCCUUCUUCCCUCAAAGUGUGCAGUACAAUCAGGACACUAUGGAGCAGGCGGUGCAGAAGGUAAAGGAGAUGCAAGCAGACAUGGGGGGCACAGAGAUUCUGCCAGCUUUGGAACACAUUUACAAGCAGCCUUGCAUCUCCAACCACCCAAGACAGCUCUUCAUAUUUACAGACGGUGAAGUAGGAAACACCAAAGAUGUUCUUCACUGUGUCAAGAGCAAUGCUGAUCUCCACAGAUGCUUCUCAUUUGGGAUUGGUGAAGGUGCAAGUUCUGAACUCAUUACAGGAUUGGCUGAGAACAGCUGUGGCCACGCCCAGUUCAUCACAGGAACUGAUCGCAUGCAGGCCAAAGUAAUGCAGUCUCUUCGCUAUGCUUUACAACCAGCAGUGACUGAUAUCACUGAGGACUGGUUUGGAUUGUCUUUCUCUCAUCUGAGCCCCCAAAUUAAAUCACUGUUCCAUGGUCAAAGAGCACUGAUUUAUGCCCAGUUGAAAGGAAAGGAAUGUCAGAACCCAGAUGCUAAGGGAAAAAUAUCAGUGCAUUAUCGCCUGGGGGGUCAAGAGGUCACAAACAGUGUUGACUUCUUCCUGAAGCCUGUCGAGAACACAGGGAUGGCCAUCCACAGGCUUGGUGCUCGCUCUCUGAUCCGUUCUCUGGAAAGAGACGAGAGGGUUGAUGGAGCUGAUAAAGAUGCUCUGAAGGCCAGAGUGGUGAAACUGAGUAAGCAGUGUGGAGUGAGCAGCUCACACACAGCCUUCAUAGCUGUUCAUAAGGGCAACAAACAAGCUGUGAAGGGGCCGCUGGAGAAGAGGAGAAUUCAUACCCCGAUGCUGAUGGCGUGUCCAAUGAUGUAUUGUUCUGCGUUUGCUCCACCAAUGCUUGGUAUGUCCUGUGCAAAAUCCAUUGCGUUUGCUCCACCAAUGCCAAUGCUUGGUGUGCCCUGUGCAGACUCCCUUGCGUUUCUUGAUGCAGCAAUGGCUGGUGGGCUCUGUACAGACUCCCUUGGUGAUGCAGGAUCUGACACAAGCCCAGAAACUUCAGGGACUCCAAAGGACUUACUGAUGGAGCUCAUCUCUCUCCAGAAGGCUUCAGGUUGCUGGGAAAUUGGGUCUUCACUUGCAGAGGUGUUUGGGAGAACAGAAAAAGAGCUGAUCGAGAAGAUUCCUGCACAGGUGAAGCCAGAUGUCUGGGCUACACUUCUUGCUUUGAUUUGGUUGCACGGCUUUAAGAUCGAUGCUCAGGUUGAGUGGCAGUUUUUGGCCCUGAAGGCAGUGUCAUGGAUCCGCAGUCAGAAAGUGGUCAACCAGACAGAGUGUGUACAGGCAGGAAAUGCUCUUCUGGGAUGUCAGGUUAAAGAAGACACUCUUGGCCUUUGAAGACUUUAUCCUUCUACAGCAUCCACUUCAGUUCAAUUCAGUUCAAGUUUAUCUGUAUGGCGCUUUUUACAUUGUCAUUACAUUUACAUUUUUUACAUUACAUUGUCUCAGCAGCUUCAACCCUUUAAAAGAGCUUUAAUUAGCAUGCCUUUACAUAUAUGCUAAUGAUGUCCGGAUAAACGAUAGAUAAUCUUUUAAAUAUUUGUCUCUCAAUGGCAAAGCAUUUCAUUUAAAUGCAAGAGCUACAUGGUGAAGGUAAUAUAUAUAAUAUACACACACAUAUAUACAGUAUGUGUGUGUGGGGCGGUGUCCUGAUCUAGUGGUUAUUGAGGUAUCUAACCGUCACAGCCAUGUCUGACGAGACAAGUGCAGUGUAAUUUCUAAAUGCUUUUCUCUAAAGUUUUACAUUGUUUAAAUACUGGUUUCAAAUAUUUUGGUGUGAUAAAGCUUAUAUUAUGACUAUAAAUAUUAAAGGUAUUAAGCACCCAG
Molecule: messenger RNA, 2988 nt
Organism: Tachysurus vachellii
Lineage: Eukaryota; Metazoa; Chordata; Actinopteri; Siluriformes; Bagridae
Product: von Willebrand factor A domain-containing protein 5A-like
Exons: 21
Coding region: 124-2499 (791 amino acids)
Source: RefSeq, a predicted model, not a curated record